AAGAAGAUUAUUAGUCAGGAGAUGCUGACAACCAACAUUUCUUUGCUUCUCUCUAAAGAUAUUCCUACAAAACAACCUUCUUUCCUUCUGUUACACAUUUUCUUUCUUCUCUUUUAGAUUGAAUGUUCUAAAGCACAUUUUCCACCACCCUCCCAUGCAAUACCUAUAUAUAUAUAGUUCCUUCAACUUCUUGUUGUCAUGCAUCCUCUCUAUCACAAUCAACAGAAGCCAGAAAGUGCAUUACCAUGACUAUUUGUCACAGAACUGUCAUCUUUAUAGGGAUUCUUACUUUGAUAUCGACUCAGAUUACAAGUGGUUCGGUUGUUUCAACAGGAGACUUCAAUAAGGAUUUUUUUGUGACAUGGUCUCCAAGUCAUGUAAAUACUUCAGCUGAUGGCAAGACAAGGAGUUUGAAGCUCGACCAAGAAUCCGGUGCUGGUUUUGCUUCGAACCAGAUGUUCUUGUUUGGACAGAUUGACAUGCAAAUAAAGCUAGUACCAGGUCGUUCAGCAGGCACAGUCGUAGCUUAUUAUCUGACAUCUGAUCAACCUAAGCGUGAUGAAGUAGACUUUGAGUUCCUUGGCAAUGUGGAAGGCAAACCAUAUAUCAUCCAAACAAACAUAUUUGCCGAUGGAUUCGACAACCGUGAAGAGAGGAUCAACCUCUGGUUUGAUCCAACAAAGGACUUCCAUACCUAUUCCAUAUUAUGGAACCUUCAUCAAAUUGUGUUUAUGGUGGAUUGGGUUCCCAUCAGAGUAUACAGAAACCAUGCGGACAAGGGUGUGGCAUAUCCAAGGUGGCAGCCAAUGAGCAUCAAAACCAGCCUAUGGAACGGCGACACCUGGGCUACAGGAGGUGGCCGUGAUAAAAUAGACUGGUCAAAAGGCCCCUUCAUAGCUUCAUUCAGAAACCACAAGAUUGAUGCAUGUAUUUGGGAAGGAAAUGCUAGGUUUUGCAGGGCAGAGAGUCCUACAAAUUGGUGGCACCAGAAAAAAUACAGCACUUUAACAAGUGCACAGAGAAGAUUGUUCAAAUGGGUUAGGAAGUACCACAUGAUUUAUGACUAUUGCCAAGACAAGGAAAGGUUCCAAGGAAAUCUUCCAAAGGAGUGUUUACUACCAAAGUAUUGAUCAUAGAAAUAGAUGAUCCUACACACUAUCUAUAUAUUCUUUUUUUCUUUUUUUACCCGUUACUUUAUUUUUCUUUUAUGAGCUACUUAUUCCCUAGUGAUUAUAUAGAGGCUAUAUAGUAAACAGAGGCAGCACUUUAAAAGCU
Messenger RNA from Fragaria vesca subsp. vesca, 1275 nucleotides. RefSeq names its product probable xyloglucan endotransglucosylase/hydrolase protein 10-like. Gene Ontology annotation, molecular function: xyloglucan:xyloglucosyl transferase activity; hydrolase activity, hydrolyzing O-glycosyl compounds. Gene Ontology annotation, biological process: cell wall biogenesis; xyloglucan metabolic process. Gene Ontology annotation, cellular component: cell wall; apoplast. Lineage: Eukaryota; Viridiplantae; Streptophyta; Magnoliopsida; Rosales; Rosaceae. The transcript has 4 exons. The record is from RefSeq and is a predicted model, not a curated record. Bases 246 to 1130 code for a protein of 294 amino acids.